Messenger RNA from Cryptomeria japonica (Japanese cedar), 1747 nucleotides. Its product is annotated as protein-tyrosine-phosphatase IBR5. The record is from RefSeq and is a predicted model, not a curated record. Bases 579 to 1388 code for a protein of 269 amino acids. Lineage: Eukaryota; Viridiplantae; Streptophyta; Pinopsida; Cupressales; Cupressaceae. The transcript is spliced from 5 exons. Gene Ontology annotation, biological process: negative regulation of MAP kinase activity; abscisic acid-activated signaling pathway; protein dephosphorylation. Gene Ontology annotation, molecular function: MAP kinase phosphatase activity; protein tyrosine/serine/threonine phosphatase activity. Gene Ontology annotation, cellular component: nucleus.
CCUUGCCGUCUGGUUCCCGUCCUUGCCCACAAAUGCCAAGGAGAGAGUCCCUUUAUUAGUGUGUAGGGCCAAGCAGGGCCUACUUGCCAAAUCCAUUGUGCACCAGAGUGACGUUGCCCCAGAGAAAUCCUUACUAUCCGAUAGAUUUGGUUAUAAAACUCUGCCUUGAUUUGUUCUCUAUUGGGGGAGAAAACAUAUGCCUGUUAUGGAAUCCUGACAGUUGAAAAGGACAUCAGCCUGAUCCUAAUUAUCUUUCAUAUCUUUUCUUUCCUCUCUAAAUAUAUCUUUGAUUCCAAGAAAUUGAAAAGAAUUCAUUCAAUUAUAUAGUAUGCAAUCAAUUAAAUGCGGGUCUUUGAGGAGGAGGGUUGAAAUAGUGAAGGCGCCGCACUGAGUACUUUCAGAUUUUCUUCCAACAGGACCCGUGUGUGUAGCAGUUCCAGGAAAAUCAGAAUAAAGUUCCAAUCAUUUGUAUCGAUCUGGACGAUUCUUGCAGGUCUUGCUUUGCCGCAGUAUAAUUAGUUUUGGCAGCUGGUGAGAUUGCGUGAUCGAAUCCUGGCGGGUGGUCGAGGUUUAUAAAAAUGCGGAAACGUGAGAGGGAGAACCCGUGUGCAAUCUGCUUGCAUUAUCACAAGUUCGAAGAGGGGGAGGCGUGUGGGGUGUGCGGGCAUCGUAUGCAGGGCGCCAAUGAGAAGUCGUCCCAAAUGCCCAGCGCCUUCCCGACCGAGGUUUUGCCCGCCUUUCUCUAUCUUGGUAGCUACGACAACGCCUCCCGCGCCGAGCUCCUCAAAGCCCAGGGAAUUGCCAGGAUACUCAAUACAGUGCCUGCUUGCCAAAAUCUUUAUAAAAAUUCUUUUACUUAUCACUGCCUCAAAGAAGAGCAAACCUUACCUUUCAACGAAGCUGUUGAAUUCAUUGAGCAAUGCAAUAAAGACAAGGUUCGAGUACUUGUACACUGCAUGUCAGGGAAGAAUAGAUCUCCUGCUAUUGUGAUUGCCUAUUUGAUGCGAUACAAGGGAUGGAGACUUCCUGAAAGCUAUCAGUGGGUAAAGGAUCGAAGGCCUUCAAUUAACUUGACUUCAGCUGUGCUUAAACAAUUGCAAGAUUAUGAAAAGGAAGUGUUUGGGGAAAAUUCUUCAUCAACCCCAAUUUUCAUGACUCCAAAUGGUCUGGCAUUUGGGUUUGGAUAUGAAAAUAACACACAGGCUGCAGCUUCUCCUCCAACGUUUUUCCAGCCUAUAGCCAAUCCAAUUUUUGAUCUUGGUGCAGCAAAUUCUCAAAGUCCUGGGAGCUUUGUUUUUGGAUCUGGAAGACAAGAUCAGCAGAUAAGUAAUACACCUUUGGGUAGCAUAGAUGGAACUCCAAUGGAUAAUAGUAUGGAUAGCACUUGAAACUUGUACGUGCAUUUAUAUACCAUACAUUGUCAAUUACACUAUUGUGACCUGAGUCAUUGAGAAAACAAUGUAUAGCUACACUUUUAUAUUCAGUUUGAAGAGUACAUGCCAUACAUAGGAUCGCUGAUAGGACCUGUCUCAAAUUUCUGAUAUAGGUUGGUCAUUUGUUUGUAGUGGCACCUCAAUUGUUGGCAUCAGUAACUGGGUAAAUUAUCUCAGGAUUCCUGUUAAAUGUAUACCUUCGGAUCAGGCAAUGAGCCUUGGUGAGUUCAACUAUAAACUAAAGAUGGCACUUACUUUGGCUUGUUUGCAAUAUGUUAUCAUUUACAUUGUUAAUAGAUUCAUAUGUUUUUGAA